AUGGAUCAACUCCCCACAGUCCUCGAGAUCCUGGGGGCUUCCUCGCCGGCUCUGUUGCGAUUUGAUGUGGGAGCCCCGAGGCCACGCUACAUCGGCAGUGCUUCUGAGUUGGAGCAGAAGGAGGAUGGUUCCUGGAUCCUGAGUUUGCCCGGGGACGCCUUCGUGGGUCGCGAAGCGACGCCCGAGGCGUGCCAAUGGUUCCGGAACACAACUGAAGAGGAG
This is a messenger RNA of Symbiodinium sp. CCMP2456, 222 nucleotides long. Lineage: Eukaryota; Dinophyceae; Suessiales; Symbiodiniaceae. The record is from the annotation of a GenBank genome assembly.